CAUGAAUGUUGAAAUUUCAACAUCCAUAUUUCGUCGUGUUUACUGGUGAUUUUCAUGAAUCCUAAAUUUUUGAUAGUAAUUAUUUGAUGAGAAAAGUUUCAAUAUGCCAGAUCGCAUAACCGUGAAACGUUUUAUCGAGGAGACGCGCGCAGAUCUAUCAUCGCCCGUAACUUCAAAUUUUGCUGAGCAUUCUACAUUAAAUUCAUGUCGAGCAUCGAUUAUUAGCUUGGAAGAGAUUUUGGACGAUAAUCGCUCACAUUUGCGCAACUUAAAGAAAUCUGUUAAAGGUCUUGUGGAGGCUGGAAAAAAUUAUGUGACAUCUGAAUGCUUGCUUGCUGAAAACCUUGAAAAGCUGGGGAUGUUUGUGCUUUCAAAAGAAGCAGAACCAAGCAUAGGAACAGCAUUUUUAAAAUUUUCUGUUGUUGCCAAAGAACUUUCAGCAAUUACCAAGAACAUGCUGAAUAAUUAUAGCAAUAUAGUACUGUUUCCUUUGGAGUCAAUUUUGAAAGGUGAUCUUAAAGAAGUUAAGGGAGAUUUGCGAAAGCCUUUUGACAAAGCAUCUAAAGACUAUGAUGCAAAAUACACUAAACUUGAAAAGGAAAAGAAGCAGCAGGCAAGGGAAUCUGGUUUUAUACGAACAGAGGUUGCUCCUCAAGAGAUGGCAGAUGAAAUGGAAAAAGAGCGGCGAUAUUUUCAAUUACAAAUGUGCGAGUAUUUAAUAAAAGUCAGUGAAGUGAAAAUCAAGAAGGGUGUAGAUCUUGCCCAGCAUUUUGUUGACUAUUAUCAUGCCCAAAAUACAUAUUUCUCAGAAUGCAACGAGUCAUUGGAGUCAAUUAGAGGCUACACAGAAACACUUGUUGUGGACUUAAAACAGCUAAGAGCUGCGCAGGAAAACGAGAGAAAAAGUUUAAUGACGCUUCGUGAUGAGGUGAAGGAAACAUUACAGUUAGAUAAAGAGAAAAGUCUUGAAAGAGCUGGUUACACAUUACACGGCCCUCAAGGAGACAUAAGUCAUGGAACAACGAUCAAAGGAUAUUUGUCGAAACGUAGCGAAGGAGUGCGUAAAGUGUGGCAGAAAAGAUAUUGCGUCGUCAAUAACGGUCAAUUAACAAUAGCAAAUUCCGCGAACAGCGCGCCAAAACACACCCUUAAUCUUUUGACAUGCCAAGUAAAGGGUUCUGUUGAAAGUGAAGGGAAGAAAAGCCCUAUAUUUAUUUUAGUCACACAUAACAGAAAUUAUUUGUUUCAAGCAGAAGAUCAUGUAGAGAUGGCAAGGUGGAUGUCAGUUUUAAGCAACAGUAGGAAGGAAGCUUUGGAGAAGGCGUUCGGUGAACACGGCAGUGGUUUGCAAAAAGACAAUCUAAUGGACGAGACUCAUGAUUUACGUCAAAGAAUUGUUCGAGUCGUUCAAAGUUUGCCAGGAAACGAUAUCUGUGCGGAUUGUAAUUCUCCAGAUCCUACGUGGUUAUCGACUAUUGGGGUUCUAACUUGCAUUGAGUGUUCCGGUAUUCAUCGUGAGAUGGGAGUUCAUGUCUCAAGAGUGCGAUCAUUAACAUUGGACAACCUUGGUACAGCUGAAUUGUUGAUAGCAAAGGCGAUAGGCAAUGGUGGAUUUAAUGAAAUCAUGGAAGCAACACUGGACGACGAUUCAUUGAAACCAAAAUCAACUAGUAAAAUGGAUGAAAGAAAGGAGUUCAUUCGUGCCAAAUAUAUCAAUCAUAAAUACGCACAAAAGUUGGAGGAAAGUCCGUCUGGUCUUUCAAAGGGUCUAGCGAAAGCCGUACACAAGAAAGAUAUCUUAGCUGUACUACAAGUAUUUGCUGAAGGAGUUGACCUCAGUGCUCCCAUGCCUGAUCAAGAUAACAAGCACACAACAUCAUUGCACUACGCAGUGAGAAAUGACCAAGAUGAUACCUCUUUGCAUAUUGUUGAUUUCCUCGCACAAAACACAAGCAACAUAGACGUACUAUCAGAUGGCAACUCGGCACUGCACCUUGCUGCUGGUCUUUGUAAGACCGAAUGCAUUAAAGUACUGGUACGAGGUGGAGCUAACUCAAGUUUGGUAAAUGUUCAUGGUCAGACUGCAUUGGAUAUUGCUACAUCUAAAGGAAAUGACGAAACAAUUGAAGUGUUGAAAAGCAUUCAAGGAGGUAAAUUAAGUCAUUGUGACAAUGUUAAAAUUGACUGGGGACUAGAACAGGCUGAAAACAUUUACGAAGAUCCAUGUAAUUUUGAUGAUUUACGUAUUGAUUUACAAAGUGAAGACGAAAGCGUAGAUGAGCCUCUUAAGGCUGUUGGAACUCCGCCACGUGGUAGACGUCGACCAUUUAGCAUCGCCGUCAUGCCGUCCCCAGGCCAACGCUCUAAAGGAACGAGUAACGACAAUGAUGUCGCACAAAACUAUCAUCCAUCCAGUCAAUCUUUAAACGUCAUCGGUGAGCUAAAGAAGAGACACGGAUUAGGUGAAGAUCUUCAAAAAUCCCUUCGAAAAGUCGCACCCCCUCCUCCUCCUACGUCCACUAUCCCUGGUACAUAUGCUGGGGGACCUGUUUAUCCCACCACGCAGCACUCCACGUUUACCAAAGGUCAUAAUAGAAGUAACUCGACUCCUCACGACGACCUUCCACCGACACCUCCAGUAAGAGGAGCUUCUGUAAGUAAAUCAACACGUACAGCGGUUGCUAUCCCUAAAAGUCGCCCGGUAUCUCCUCCACCUAAACCAUACACCAUACAAUCAAAUAUGUCUACUCCUCAAAAGCCGACAAAGAAAUCUAAUUCAAUGGAAGCCCGUCCAAAGCCUCCAAUAGUGCCUAAACCCAAACAUGAAGACAUAAAUGAUUCAAGAAAAGUCACACGUACACUCUCAUCAUCUCCUCCCAAACUGCCUUCUCAUUUACCCUCACCUGCAGCUCGUCAAUCGUCACCUCCACCCGUGUCUACCCCAAACAUCUCCAGAACAACAUCUACACCGACAUCACGAAACGUACUUUCUAACCGGGUUGUGUCUCCACCCAAGAAUGGAGUACAAUCAUCAUCCACAACCCCAGCUAAAUUACCACCAUUACAACACAGAAAAGACGCCCAGGAACUUGUUCCCCCACCUCUACCACCAAAGCAGUUGAAACAAAAGAAGGAACCGGAGAAAGUUGAUGAGGACACUAAGCCACCGGAACUUCCACCCAGAGUAGUAUCUUCAUCAUCACUUAAGCAUAAUAUCAAGAAGGUUCAAGCAAUAUUCGAUUGCGAGGCAGAUAAUGACGAUGAACUAUCAUUCACCGAAGGCGAAAUUAUUAUAGUGUCUGGAGAGGCUGAUCCUGACUGGUUGAUGGGUUAUAUCGAAGGUAACCCUAAAAGGGAAGGAGUAUUUCCGACAACAUUUGUACGGGUUUUGGAAAGAGAAUGAAACCGUCAUUGUUGAAUGUACUCAACCUGGCUAUUCGGAAAGAUUACUGAAUAGUGUGAUAUGCAUUUGUGGAGAAAUGGGUAGUCGUAUGAAAGCCUUCUUACAUUGAACUAUUCAUGGACCACGUCAAGUCAACGAUCCAAGUAAUCGUUUAAUUUUACGAACUUAUGAAAACAAAAUUGAAAAUCGAAAUUCGCGGGGGAGAAUUUUGCAACAAUCUGUUCAACUAACGUAAUGACGAUAUGUAUGGAUAACGUAUACAGUUAAAAAAUAUUGAAGAUCGGCUUUAAAAAGAUAUAUUGUGACCGCCAUGGCCAAUGAACUGAUUAUCUAAUUUCAAAAUUUAUGAAUAAAAAUAUGUACUUAAAAUUACCACUUGAAUUACAAAAAGAAUUAAUAAAACUCUGAGACGACCACA
Messenger RNA from Xenia sp. Carnegie-2017, 3821 nucleotides. Its product is annotated as arf-GAP with SH3 domain, ANK repeat and PH domain-containing protein 2-like. Gene Ontology annotation, cellular component: cytoplasm. Gene Ontology annotation, molecular function: GTPase activator activity; protein binding. Lineage: Eukaryota; Metazoa; Cnidaria; Anthozoa; Malacalcyonacea; Xeniidae. Gene Ontology annotation, biological process: positive regulation of GTPase activity. The record is from RefSeq and is a predicted model, not a curated record.